AUGGGCUGCAAGUCUGCUGGAGGGCCCAGUCACACACAGAGUUUAAAGUCACCAGCUAACCCAUCAAGUGUGUCUUUGGCAUUUGGAGAAAAGCUCACAUGGACACUGGGAGAGCAAGCGAGUGUGCAAAUCCUAAAGAUACCCAGCUGGGGCCAUCAGUCGCUAUUGCAGAUGGUUGUUAGACAUGUUAAGGAAGUAUACAAAUUACUACUUUGGUUUAUUAAUUGUCCUUUUUUUUGUCAAAAUAGAUUUUUUCAGACCUUAGUUCACUUGUUAAAGGGAAAUAUUGGCACUGGUCUUCUAGGGCUUCCUCUGGCUGUGAAGAAUGCAGGAAUAGUGGUGGGACCAAUCAGCUUGUUAAUUAUGGGAAUUAUUGCUGUUCACUGUAUGGACAUCCUGGUGAAAUGUUCUCAUCAUCUCAGUACCAAGAUGAGAAAGCCAUUUAUGGAUUAUGGGGAUGCAAUGCAAUAUGGAUUGGAGGUUGGACCUAUUCCUUUUUUAAGGAGACACUCCAUUUGGGGAAGAUGGAUUGUUGACCUUUUCUUAAUUAUCACUCAGUUGGGAUUUUGCUGUGUUUAUUUUGUAUUUCUUACGGACAAUGUUAAACAGGUAGUUCAAGCAGCAAAUGGAACAACGACAAACUGCAACUAUAAUGAAACUGUGGUGCUCUCCCCAACUUUUGAUUCUCGACUUUACAUGCUGUGCUUUUUACCAUUCAUAACUUUACUAGUAUUCAUUCGAAACCUUAAAUACUUGGCUCCAUGGUCUCUGGCAGCUAAUGUUGCCAUGCUCAUCAGCCUUAUCAUGAUUUAUCAGUAUAUUGUAAGGGGAAUCCAUUAUCCUGUCACACUCCCAUAUGAAGCAAGUUUUAAGACCUACCCUCUCUUUUUUGGUACAGCAAUAUUUGCUUUUGAAGGAAUUGGCGUGGUGCUUCCUCUUGAAAAUAAAAUGCAGAAACCAAGAUCUUUUCGUACCGUGCUUUUCUUGGGAAUGAUCAUUGUAACUGUACUUUACAUCAGCCUGGGAACAAUUGGAUACCUUCAGUUUGGAGACAACAUUGGAGCAAGUAUUACUUUAAACUUGCCAAACUGCUGGCUUUAUCAGGCAGUGAAGCUUCUCUACUCAUUCGGGAUUUUCAUUACCUAUGCUGUACAGUUUUAUGUUCCUGCUGAAAUACUGGUCCCUCUGGCAGUUUCCCGUGUAUCGGAAAGAUGGAUGCUGGCUGUUGACCUGCUAUGCCGUACUGGUUUAGUAAUCCUGACUUGUCUGCUUGCUAUCCUUAUUCCAGAGCUGGAUUUGGUGAUUUCUCUUGUUGGAUCCAUAAGUAGCAGUGCACUGGCUCUCAUAUUACCACCAAUAUUAGAGAUAUUUGCCUUCUACAGUGAUGGCCUUCCUUGGUGGGCCAUAGCCAAGAAUAUUAUAAUCAGUAUUAUUGGGUUUGUGGGAUUUGUCACAGGGACAUAUGUUUCAAUCCAGGAAAUUGUGCUUAGGAAUUCCAUAAAGAAUACAUUAAACUUUACAGCCUCUGGAAUUCUUUAGUUGUACACAUUCUACACACCUAGAAAACAUUUUCUGAUGUCUAAAUAAAUCCAUUUUUUGGUUUAAGUAAAAUUAUUAGACUAUCAUAUAAAAAUGAAAUUAUUUUGAGUAUUUAAAAUAUUUUUGGAUUUAUCCUUUUGAUAUUAUAUUUGCAUAAAUAAUGUAUAUGCAAAUGACUGUAUAAAAAAUGUGUAUCAAAGCCAGAGAAGCCAUUUGCCAAAAAAAUAUAUAUUUUUCCACCUUGCCAUAGCCAUUAAUGAGAUAUUUAUUAAUUAAAUUGAUUGUGGAUCAUUCCAUCUAUUCAUAUUCUGAACUCACUUAAUUAUAAAGUUGAAGGGCACUUUUAGCAACAUUUAGGUGUAAGGCAGAACUAAUCCUGGAAUAUGUGCAUUUCCAUCAUGGGUGGACACACACCAACUUGCUGAAAAUAAAAUGGUACAAAGUUACAAAUUACGGAUUCUACUAUAGGUUUCCAGUUUUUCUCUCACAAUGUAUGUAACCACUGGGAGAAUGUAAAAACUCUAAUCAGAAAAUAACUAGGCUGGGAUUCAAACCUAGGCUGCAGCAACUGAGAGGCAACAGUGACAUUACAUCACUGUGUCAAAGAUAAUGAGUCUGCCCUGGUUUUAUCUACCAGUUAUGAUAUCAAUAUUAAUUUUUGCAGUUUAUUUCUUCAAAGAAAUUGUGACCAAAUUUCUGCGCUCAGUAAUGAUUUAUAUUCGCACAAGCUUAUUAAAAGAGGCCAGUAUGUUUUAACACGCAAGGUACUUCAUGAUGAUGAGGUGAACAUUUUUAUUUAAUUAAAAAAAAGAAGUAUUUCUCCUUUGUCAUAGGCAGUUAUAUUCCUCUUUACACCAGUGGCUCAAGAGAUGGCACUGAACAUGCAUGCAUUGCCCACAAUAAUAUUUACAUGCAGUAUGUGCAAAAAUUGGUAAAAGAUUUUUAUUAAUCCUAGAGCAGUGCCAUCUCUGUGGAGAGACUAUUUUUGAACCUGCUAGUUACAAUAAAUAUUUUAUGCAUAUUCCAUGUAUGUAUAAAAUAUUGUGAGUUUCAAAUGGGCAUAUGCAAUGAAUUUUUGUCUGUAUUGAAAAUGUUAAAAUUAAUUAUAGUUUCAA
Erpetoichthys calabaricus (reedfish) is the source of this 2654-nucleotide messenger RNA. RefSeq names its product proton-coupled amino acid transporter 1-like. Gene Ontology annotation, cellular component: vacuolar membrane. The record is from RefSeq and is a predicted model, not a curated record. Lineage: Eukaryota; Metazoa; Chordata; Cladistia; Polypteriformes; Polypteridae. Gene Ontology annotation, biological process: proline transmembrane transport; proton transmembrane transport; L-alanine transport. Gene Ontology annotation, molecular function: L-alanine transmembrane transporter activity; amino acid:proton symporter activity; L-proline transmembrane transporter activity. The transcript has 10 exons. The coding region runs from base 1 to 1539 and encodes 512 amino acids.